Styela clava is the source of this 3092-nucleotide messenger RNA. NCBI's taxonomy places the organism in Eukaryota, Metazoa, Chordata, Ascidiacea, Stolidobranchia, Styelidae. The record is from RefSeq and is a predicted model, not a curated record.
GCGGAGCGAUUUAUAUUUUUGAAAAUAAAAUAUAUAUCAAUAGUCUUUUACACCUAAAGAAAUAUAGUGUGUAAAUUGUUUUAGAAAAAAAAACGUACUGGAUAUAAGAAUCUAUACAGAACCUAUGACAGAAAACGCAAAAAUGCUGCUCCAUAUAUUAGUGUACGGAAUUAUACUACUGGCUACAAAUCUAGACGUAUAUGGGUUCAACUUGGCCUCAACUGACGAAACAACACAAUAUAUGGUAUCACCUGUUGUUGCACAAUUUGGUAUCGAUUCAUCACUUCAACUACCCACCAACGUGAACAGUUCUUUCUAUGGAUACGACUUCAAAGUAAUUGUCAAUAGCGGUGGAAAUAUCAGCAUGUUGAUCGGAUCUCCAAAAUUGAUAGAUCCUGCCUCUAUAAAUUUGCAGAUAUCUGGAAGCACAAACAAAACGGAACAAAUUGAGCCAAAAGGAAGCGUUCACGUUUGCCAACUUAACGAGACGAUUUUUCAAUGGAUAUCACCAAAAUGUACAGUUAGUAAACCCACAAAGCCCAAAGCAGGAGACAAUUUCGGAAUAUCAAUAUCGACAACGGUUUCGGCGAAUAUUACGUCAUGCUCGAUAACUCGAAUGCAAGAUUGUGGAAUUUUGAGCUACACACCAGGAUUUUGUUUCAAGUCCAACAAUUUUGGUUUAACGUGGGAAAAGGAUCAAAGAACCCAAAUGCUUGAAUGUCCGAGAGGAAAUGUUGAACUUCUAUUUGUCUUGGAUGGUUCUGGAUCCGUUGGAGAACAAAAUUUCCAGAUAGUCAAGAACUGGGUAAAGACUAUAACCAAAAAAUUAGACAUUGACAAAGGCGCAGUAAAAGUUGGAGUCGUUCAAUAUUCAAAUUAUGAUAAUACUCUAGACAUUCAGAAGCAACCCCAAAUUAAAACACAUAUCAAAAUAGGAGAGUACACCGACUACCAAUCUUUUGCUGCUGCCAUGAAAACGAUACAAAUAUUUAAAUCCUUUACCUAUACCGGUAAAGCCUUGGAGAAAGUUAUUUACGAUUUUGAAGAAACGGAACAUUUCAAGGGAAAAACAGCAAAGCAAGUUAUGGUUCUACUAACGGAUGGAAAAGCUAACGAUCCAGAGUCGAUUUCGUCAAAUGCCGAAACAUUACGGGAUAUGGGAGUAACAACUUACGCUGUUGGAGUUGGACACUAUAAAAGAAGUGAACUAAGAUUAAUUGCAAAUGGUAAUUCAUCGGACGAUACUCGCGUAUUUAUAGCUACAAACUUCGAUGGACUCGAUGCAAUCGCAAAUGACUUAGAAAAUGAGAUUGGAAGUCUUGCUUUAGAAGGUUCGAGUGUGGGACAAACAACAGCUGAAUAUAAAAUGGAAUUCGGGGCAAUGGGUAUUGUUGCAGUAUACAGUACAUUGAAACCGGAGAUUCGAAGACUGCAUAAUAAUACUUUAACCAGUUCGACUUUCAUGAGUUUUAUUUCAUCAAAGAAAACAGCAUCCUUUCUCGUUGGUUAGCCACAGAAGUUGAUACGACAUAGGAUGGGGGUCCGUCAAAAACAAGAUUCACAAACAGUGAUCCGCGACCCAAAAAGUUUGGGAAACACUGCAGUAUAUAUGGUAGCCGAUAUAGAUGUUUCCUCGACCCUUGAGCCCAGAAAAAUCACGCUAUACUUUACUAUUGAAAAAUUUCAGAUGCCUAUUUUGCGAGUGUUUCAGAGAGUUGGGUCUUACAGCAAUUUGAUUUAACCACGUGCGCAUACAGGUGCUACACUACUAGUUAAUUUUAGCCUAGUCUAUCACAGCUUUUUCGGACUAAUUUUUGAUUAUGGUAAUUAAACUAAAACUAAUCAGAAGACAUAAUGACAAUAAAAAACCUCAUUUGCUGCUAAUUUUUGCAACACAGAUGGAAACUGACAAAUAACAAACAAACGGCGAAAACGAGGCAAUGUUUACGAUCGUGCUUGAAUAUCUAUCCGGGUCGAAGUGACUAUAAUUAUGGUGGGUAAUCGAUGUUCGGGGAAACAUCCAUUACACAUAGAUGUAUUGAUAUAUUGCUAUGGUCGAUAUCGACUACGUUGGCAAAAGCAUUUACAGAUCCGACAAGUUUCAAAAAAUGACAGUUCAGAAGUCGCAAUUGUGGUCUCCACGUGCCUUGGUCGAUAUCGGUCAAAACAGUAAUAUCGAUACAUCUUCAGUAUGCAAUGGUGUGAAUUGUGAGUGUGUAUGAAUGGAAGAUAUCGCGAUAUUUGGAAUCUAUAAUGAAACAAUUGGUUCGGUGUUUGUGUUCUGUUUAAGCGAAAUGCGUGUCGGUGUCGCGUUGAGUGAUAGUUUCUCGCUAUGCUUAUACAGCCAAAGGAAUUAAAUACGCAGCCCAUCGAAUCAUAUGUAGCCUAUAUACUGCAGGAGUGAGUAAGGUUGUUAGAUAAAACAUCAAAAUUUGGUUUUAGUUUGGUUGUGGCAGCAUCCGGCGGGCCAGAUUGAAUUACAAAACGGGCCGGAUUUGGCACGCGGGCCGUAGUAUACCCCUGUAUAUAAGAUUCUUUCUAAUGAUUGUCGGUAUAUAGGCAUACAUGUUGUGUUGUAUGCAUAGUGAUUUAUGGCAAUAUCAUAUUCUUCGCUGCAUAAGCAUGUUACGUUACUAAUCCUUCCGGCCGUAAAAGCGCAAUGAUAUAGGGACAUAAAUGUCCUAACAACAAUCGGGAAUUUUUCGAGGUGGAAAAAGGUAGGUUUCAACUCUGACUAUACUAAUUAUUUUUAAUUUCAAUUUGAUCCAAUUUUCUUAUACCGUAGGUGUUUUUACAAAUACUUAAAUUAUUGUAGAUAUAUAUAAUAUAUUGUAUAUAUAUAUAGCUCAGAAGAAUUUUGUAAGUGAUAACCGUAUUUUUAAAAUUUUGUUUUUUGACUUCGAUUUGAGAAAAUCGCCUCCUUACAGACGGAUUAUUUUGUUUAUAAGCUUUUUACAGGCCUGUUUCACAACUUCGGUUGCGACCUGUAUGGUAGACCAUCUAUGUUCCGUUACCGAAAAGUGUACCAUCUCACAGUUCCGAGGCACGGUAUAUUAUUACAUAUCAAAGGAUUUAAUGACAAAUGCAGAUCA